This is a messenger RNA of Monopterus albus (swamp eel), 2523 nucleotides long. It is a transcript of the gene lrit1a, whose product is annotated as leucine-rich repeat, immunoglobulin-like and transmembrane domains 1a. Bases 28 to 1971 code for a protein of 647 amino acids. The record is from RefSeq and is a predicted model, not a curated record. Gene Ontology annotation, molecular function: protein binding. Gene Ontology annotation, cellular component: endoplasmic reticulum membrane. The transcript has 4 exons. Lineage: Eukaryota; Metazoa; Chordata; Actinopteri; Synbranchiformes; Synbranchidae.
GCUUCGUAUGCGUAAAAGUGGGCCAAAAUGUUCCUCGUCCUGCUCCUGGGGCUCUACGUGGCUACAGGUAAACUUGUCUCCCCAGUGAGCUCCUGCCCGUCUCAGUGCAGCUGUUUUUACCACAACCUGAGUGAUGGAUCAAAGGCCAGGAGCGUGAUUUGCAACGAUCCCGAGAUAUCUCUUGUGCCUGUCGGGUUCCCUGUUGACACGUCCAAGCUGCGGAUUGAGAAGACGGCCAUCCAGCGGAUACCGAGCGAAGCCUUGAAAUACCUCUCCAGUCUGGAAUUCCUGUGGAUGUCUUUUAACACACUGUCCUCCAUUAACUCAGACGGUUUUCGGGGACUGUUCAACUUGGAAGAACUUCGUCUAGACGGGAAUGCCCUCACCAGCUUUCCUUGGGAAUCUCUCAUGGAUAUGCCCAGUCUCAGACUUCUCGAUUUGCACAACAACCAGCUCACCUCGCUGCCUGCUGAGGCCACCACUUACAUUAAGAAUCUCACAUACCUGGAUCUGUCCAGCAACAGCCUGCUGACCCUACCGGCAGAGGUACUGUCCACCUGGCUGGCGGCAAAACCUGCGCAAGGACCAGAGAGUUCUAAAAUGAUACUUGGUCUCCAUGACAACCCCUGGGUGUGCGAUUGUCGGCUCUAUGACCUGGUCCAGUUCCAGAAGUCUCCAACUUUUUCGGUGGCGUUCAUUGACACAAGACUCCGGUGUUCAGCCCCAGAGAGUGUAUCAGGAGUCUUGUUCAGUAAUGCAGAGCUGAGACGCUGCCAGCUACCACGUAUUCACACAGCUGUGGCUCGAGUUCGGAGCUCUGUUGGAAACAAUGUGUUGCUCCGAUGUGGGACCAUUGGAGUCCCUAUCCCAGACCUGAAAUGGCAGAGGGCAGAUGGACGAGCCCUCAAUGGAACAGUCCAGCAGGAAACAGCAAAGGAUGGAAUCACCUGGUCUAUCCUCAGUGUCCCAGCUGUGUCCUAUCAUGAUUCAGGGAAGUACAUAUGCAAGGCCACAAACUAUGCCGGGAAGGCUGAGGCUGUCAUUUCUCUCAUUGUCUCUAACUCACUCAAACCAGAUAGGAACCAAACUAGCAGUGACAAGAAAGUCAAAGUCAAGAAGUCCAAUCAGAUGGGCAAAGCUGCCUACCAGGAAAAACUAGUGGUCAGACAUGCAGUUCCAACGUCCACCCUAUCAUCCCUGUCUGCCUUGGAACCUGGUCUUGAUCCUGAUCCUGGACUAGGCAGUUACAGCCUGGCUGACAGAGCCACCCCAGGUCCAGCCAUCUCCUCCAACCCCGAUGUGCUGCUAGAUUUGGAGAAGACAAAUCUAAUCAACUUGGCAGCCAACACCUCGUCGCUGCAGCAGGACCCAGACAGGGUGGUCCGCUCAGUGAAAGUGGUGGGGGACACAGACAAUACGAUCUCUCUCAACUGGAGAGCCCCUAAAGCCAAGAACACAACAGCAUUUAGUGUCCUGUAUGCUGUGUUUGGAGAGAGGGACAUGAGGAAGAUCAAUGUUGGAGCAGGGCAGACCCGUGUAACCAUCGAAGGGCUGGUUCCCAGGACUAAGUACAUCGCCUGUGUGUGUGUGAAGGGGCUAAUCCCCAAGAAGGAGCAGUGUGUCAUUUUUUCCACUGAUGAAGCAGCCAGUGCCACCGGAACCCAAAAGCUGAUUAAUGUGAUUGUGAUCACAGUGGCCUGUAUCAUUGCAGUUCCACUCACUGUCAUUGUGUGCUGUGGGGCGCUGAAGAGACGCAUUAAGAAAUACUGCGGAAAGAAAUCCAAGGACAUCCAAGAUUCAUACGUGACCUUUGAAACACUGUCACCUGGAACAAAAGCCAAAGGGCUUGAGGGGGAGUAUUUGAACAGAUUAAACCCGGAGGAGUCCAACAGGCUGCUGUCAGCUCGCUCCAGCCUGGACUCUGAGGCCACAGCUAAGAUAGAGGGACAGCCUAAUGAAUACUUCUGCUGACAUCAUGCUCCAGCUCUGGCUCCUGCUCCACAUUGUCAUCCACAUGCUCAUCCAAACCCCAAUACUCCUUCACAUCCCCACCACCACCCCCAGCCCCAUCUCCAUUCACAUCCUUAUCCCCAUCACUAUGCAUAUUCUCACCGUCAGCAACAUCCCAGUGUUAGUCCUCCUCCUAGCCACUCCCAUAUGCCCACACCCUGGGAUUCCUCCCCACCUGUUCCUCCUCGAUGGAUCUCGCCACCUACUCCGCCACCACAGAAAGCCACCUUCUAUCAAAGGACUUUUGCACGCUGCACUAUAAUGGAAAUAUCAGUUUAGAGAAUAUGUGACAAAUAAUACUGACUUGUUUUUCCAGACAUUUAAAGAAUAUAUUUCUGGACUGUCAUACUGUACUUAUAACUAUACAUUAAUAGUAAAACAAUAUUUAAACUCACUCAUGCUUUUACAGGAUGUCUAAAAGAAUGUUUUUAUCACUAAGCCUGCAAGUGAAAACAUGUCAAAACAUUAAAAAGCAGCAGUCAUUGUAAUUUCCAGUUCAUCUCACUUGCAUGG